Molecule: messenger RNA, 1623 nt
Organism: Candoia aspera
Lineage: Eukaryota; Metazoa; Chordata; Lepidosauria; Squamata; Candoiidae
Gene: CC2D2B
Product: coiled-coil and C2 domain containing 2B
Exons: 12
Coding region: 35-1495 (486 amino acids)
Biological process (GO): protein localization to ciliary transition zone; non-motile cilium assembly
Cellular component (GO): ciliary transition zone
Source: RefSeq, a predicted model, not a curated record
AGUUGCUUAUUCACCAUCUUACUUAUCAAAUCGUAUGUCCCGAGGCAGACAUAUUCUAUUAGGUAAUUCAGCCUAUAGUGCUGAUCUUCUCUCUGAGGUGACUGUGCAUCCUUUUGUAGAAGUUACAUUUCAGAAAACAGUUUAUCAGACUAGUACAGCAGAUGGCUCUCAUCCAUGCUGGAAUGAAGAACUUCAAGUUGAUUUUAACUCUCCAGGACAUGAUUACACUUUUUCAGGCCUAUCUAAAAUAAAAGACAACAUAAAUAUUAACAUUUUUGAUGAAUUUUUGAUUGAAAAGCAUGAGGAUGCCUGCCCAAAUAGUUGCAGUGGUCAUUCUUACAUAAGAAAAAACUGGCUUGGAUCAAUUGUGUUUCCUUUCUCUGCUCUACUCGAACAAUCUAAGUUUGCAGAUCAUGAAGCAGAAACACUAUUGCAAAGAGCAUAUAUUUUUAAGCAAACGUGGAAAGCGGUGUUUCCAAAGAGAAGAAUAAUGACCUCGGUUUUUAACAGUCAGGGAAGGAAUAUUUUAGUAACUAAGUAUAUUACCUCUUUGAAUCCACCACAACUAUUGUUAGAUAUGUAUCCAGAAGAUCCUAAUUUAACUUCGGACCUUAUAUCACGAUUUGUAUCUUUAAUUCCUUGCAUAGCUGAUACAGUGGAUGAAAAUAAUGAUGUUGAUGUAUGGAUGACAUCAGAGCAUUGCAUCGAACUGGGUGUUGGUAAUAAAGAAGAACAUGCAGUACUUCUGUGCAAUUAUCUUCUGUAUAUUGGGAAAAAAGCAUGGGUAUUAUUGGGAACAUCUGUGUUAGAAGGGAAAGUAGCUUAUGUCGCAACACAAGAAAACGGAGAAUAUUUUCUGUGGAAUCCACUGAGUGGCAACUGCUAUAAGCAGUUUGAUGCAUUUUGUCCCCUACAGAGUGUUGAUUGCUUAAUCAGUUGGGAAAAUGUCUGGUUUAACACACAACAAAACAAUUCUCCAAUGUGCACCAAUUUUGACAUUUCAAAGGAAGGCCUUUGGAAACAAUUGCUUCCAUACAAUUUCCAGAAUUCAAAAGCACAAACGGUGCAGCCAGAAAAAAUGUUUUAUGUCUCUACUGAUGAAAGUUUGGUAGAUGAGUUACAAAAUAGAAUUGAAAGAACAUUAAAAAAUAAAAUAAUGGAAUGGCGAUCGCAUCUUCCAACUCGAUGGCAUCGACACUGUACUAGUGUUUUAAGACAAAUUCUUCCCAAGCUUGAGUUUAGAAAUGAACAUAUAACCAGAGAAAAAGAAGAAAGUUAUUUGGAGACUUUUCAAGAGCAUUACUGGGUUACAGGAUUUCCUUUACAGAUGCCAUACCGAGAUAUCCAGUCAAUAAUUGAGACUGUUUAUCAGACAGGAAUUCAUUCUUCAGAAAUUCCCUAUACAGAAUUUGCUCUUGCUGUGUAUAUUCAUCCUUAUCCAAAUAAGAUUUUAUCUGUUUGGAUCUACUUAGUAUCUUUGGUCUGUCAUCAGUAAGUAGUAGUAAGUAACUGACAAACUUCUUCAGGAAUUAUUCAAUGUAUCCAUGAGUUUGAUAUUAGCGAUCUCUGAAUUUUUGUUCUUGUACAUAAGAAACUAGUCAAAAACAUUGCCAGAAGAACCCA